AUGGAUUCCACUGAAGACAUGACCGGAGAAAAGUGCGAGUUCAAAGUCUAUCGUCACAGCCUAAAAAAAGAUGGGAAUAUAUUUAUUGAGACCAUUUCGAAUCCAUUUUCCCGGCUAGCACUCAGCGACAAGGACAGUCCUUAUGCGUUGGUCGUCAAUCGCUUCCUGGGGAACAAGAACCAACUCGAAAAAAAUACUCUGCAAAUCAAUUCCAGGCGACUCUUGAAGGUCUUCCGAGAAGUGGUUGCCUUUUACCCCUCUGUUCUAGCCGAUUUUGCCUCUCCCUUUGAACUCAUGGGGCUAUUCCAGAUCCUUUUGCAUUACUGGGAAGAAUUGGACGAACGCCGACAAACAACGAAAGAUGCUGACGAGCGUAUGCAUCUCAAUCUGUUGCUUGACUUCAUGAAACAUGAAAUUGGACCCGAGCGAGAGCGCCUUCUCGGAACGCUUGGUGUAUUUUCCGCCCAGGAGAUCUGGUAUACACCGAGUUCAUGGGCCAUCCUUGGUUGUUGA
Penicillium vulpinum is the source of this 513-nucleotide messenger RNA. Its product is annotated as ATPase AAA-type core. The transcript is spliced from 2 exons. The record is from RefSeq and is a predicted model, not a curated record. The coding region runs from base 1 to 513 and encodes 170 amino acids. NCBI's taxonomy places the organism in Eukaryota, Fungi, Ascomycota, Eurotiomycetes, Eurotiales, Aspergillaceae.